GGGGCCCAGAACGGUGGGCUGGAACCUUCACCCUCGCUUCUCUGGAGCGUCGGGGAGCCGCAGUUGCGGAUGGGACGGCAGCUGUCAAUUUAGUCAUCUCGGCAGACUCCAUCAUCUUCAUGAUCCACUCUUCAAUUGUGGCCAAAGGUGGCUUUCUAAAAGAUGACCAUAGAGGAUCUUCCUGACCCUUCUGAAGAAGGAGUUUCAUUGACUAGAAGACACCAGUAUUUUAUCUCAGGCUCUGAAGAUUCAGUCACACAUUCAGUCUCUGCUGCACCAAUGCCUUCAGAAUAUGAGUUCUCCUUUUUCGAUCCAAAUGAUACAGCAUGCCGGGAAAUUCUUUUCAACCCCAAAACUUCUGUGUCUGAAUUAUUUGCUAUCUUAAGACAGUGGGUUCCCCAAGUUCAGCAAAACAUUGAUAUGAUAGGAAAUGAGAUCAUUAAGAGAGGCUGUAACGUGAAUGACAGAGAUGGCUUGACUGACAUGACUCUACUGCACUAUACUUGCAAGUCAGGAGCUCAUGGUAUUGGGGAUGUGGAAACAGCUGCAAAAUUUGCGUCUCAACUUAUUGACUUGGGUGCAGAUAUCAGUUUGAGGAGUCGCUGGACAAAUAUGAAUGCUCUGCACUAUGCUGCCUAUUUUGAUGUUCCAGAACUCAUUACUAUCAUUUUGAAAAAUGCAAAACCAAAAGUGUAUGACAACACAUCUUCCCUUCCUUGAGAUGACCAUUUUCAUGUUCAUGCUUAAUGGAGUCGUCACAGACAGGAGAUGUAGAAAUGCUGACAUCACAUUCUUCUAUAUUUGUUAUUUUAAAAAUUUUAAGCAUUUCCUCUGAGUAGCUCAAUCAUAGAAUAGUUAAGGUCUUAUCCUCCACACUCCCCUUUAGUUUUCAGAAAGAUACUGAGAUUGUGGAAUAUGGGAAUUAAUGGCUGCUUUCUGAUCAUCUUACGAGGUUUCAUGUCAAGUUGAAUUUGACAAAUAGAAUUAUGAUCAGUUCAUUUAUUCAUAGUUUUUUACUUUGGGUUUCAGCUUGAAGCUGUGUGAAUUAAAACAGAUGGAACAGACUAUUCUUUCCUGCUCCCUGUUCUUAUUUUGCUUCUUCCCAAACUGAAAAAUACACUGUACUCCUUCAAAAUUUAUCAGAAUUUCUACCACACUGAUAAAUUCAGCUUCUCUGCUUCAGUAGUGUAAUGAUUUAUAUUACCAGCUUCUUGUAGCUUUUGCUUUGAGGGAUGUGGAUGAUGAGGAGUAAGCAUUCCAGCUCUUCAUGUCUCCAACAAAUGAUCAGAAUGUCUUUCUCUCUCUUCAAACAUAUCAGUUGACAGUGUAAGAUUAGCCAUAUUGUAAGAGGCUGACAGUGUGAAUUAGUUACAUGGUAGCAAUCACACAGAAGAAUAUUCCCUAUGAGCCCAGACUGCUGAAUAUCCUCCCUAUGCAACCAUUCAUGCUGUUUGAUAAGAUUAAUUUGUUUUUUUGUAAAGCCUGUAUGUUUACAUAGAGGGCGUAUUGGCUCAUAGAGGAUGACUUGAGCAAGUUCUUCAGUGGCAGACCAAUAUCAGCAGUCAGUAACAACACGAUUGUUGUGUAAAGUUAACAGCCAUUAGGACUGUCAGUAACAUGUAGCAUUUUCUCUGAUGCUAAAAAGGUUUGUUGCACCUUGUUCCACAUAUUCUUUUGUCUAAAGAAAAGGAGAAAUGUUUAUGUAACAUUGAAAGAGAAGUUUACUUGCUUGGUUUCCAAAAGAUUUAACCAAGGAAAAUAAAAUCUGG
This is a messenger RNA of Python bivittatus (Burmese python), 1769 nucleotides long. The record is from RefSeq and is a predicted model, not a curated record. Lineage: Eukaryota; Metazoa; Chordata; Lepidosauria; Squamata; Pythonidae.